AUGGCGACAGACGGUGGCAACAUCGUCCCUGUCCUGGAUGUUAUGAAAGCUUCCAUUCGUCCAUAUAUCGUCAACUUCGUUCAUGCCAAUAUCUCCAGGAGCAGUCGCCAACCCUACGCAGUGAGCAAGCGUGCCGGUCAUCAGACCUUAGUCGAGGCCUGGCGUACUGGUCGUGCCAUCUCUCGUUUCCCUUAUGUCCCUGGUGGUGGUACUCACCGUUCAGGUCAGGGUGCUUUCGGUAACAUGUGUCGUGGUGGCCGAAUGUUCGCACUCACCAAGAUCUGGCGUCGCUGGCACCGCAAGAUCAACGUCAACCAGAAGCAUUACGUGGUGGCCUCUACCUUAGCCGCAUCUGCUAUUGGGAAACUAAUACACCAGCACCUAAUUUUUUGCGAGUAUAGUAAUGAUCUCUUUGUUAAUGCUGCUUUUGUUGAUAUGUAUACGAAAUGUGGUGAAGUUGAAAUUGCCCGUUUGGUGUUUGAUAGAAUGGAGGAUUCUGGCAACUGGAACUCUGAUGACUCUUAUCUCGUGAUCUCUGCGGUGACCAUGUUCACAGUUGGUCUUUACGAGUUUCAGAGUGGCCAUGGAGAUUUCCUUUCAUCAAUAUUUUGGUGUUCGUUUAUGCAGAUAAGUUCUCAGAAGAAGAAAACGGGUGUCAUCGCUCCAAAGCGUUUUGUCCAGAGAGUGAAGAAACAGAAUGAACUUUUCCGCAGCUACAUGCACCAGGAUGCCCAUGAAUUUUUGAACUUCUUGCUUAAUGAGCUUGUUGACAUACUGGAGAAAGAGUCCCAAGCUACAAAAAGUUCUUCUGAGACUUCAUCACCAUCAGAAAAGAUUGCAAAUGGGCCAAAGAAUGCUCAAGCCAAUGGUGCUCAAAAGGAGCCAUUGGUUACCUGGGUUCAUAAAAAUUUUCAGGGUAUUCUGACCAAUGAGACAAGGUGCUUAAGAUGUGAGACAGUCACAGCAAGGGAUGAAACAUUUUUAGACUUGAGCCUUGAUAUUGAACAGAACAGCUCAAUCACAAGCUGUCUCAAGAAUUUCAGUUCUACAGAAACGUUGAAUGCGGAAGAUAAGUUCUUCUGUGACAAGUGCUGCAGUUUGCAGGAAGCCCAGAAGAGGAUGAAGAUCAAAAAGCCACCUCACAUCCUGGUUAUCCAUCUGAAGCGCUUCAAGUACAUAGAGCAACUUGGACGGUACAAAAAGCUAUCUUACCGUGUUGUGUUCCCGUUGGAACUGAAGCUCAGCAACACGGUAGAAGAUGCAGACCUUGAGUAUUCUCUCUUUGCAGUGGUUGUCCAUGUUGGUAGUGGGCCCAACCAUGGACAUUAUGUUAGCCUUGUGAAGAGUCACAACCACUGGUUGUUUUUUGAUGAUGAGAAUGUGGAGAUGAUAGAUGAAUCUGCUGUACAGACAUUCUUUGGGUCUGCACAGGAAUACUCUAGCAACACAGACCAUGGAUACAUCCUGUUCUAUGAGAGCCUUGCUAACAAUAAUAGCAAGAGUUGAAGGGACUUCAAAUUUAUGGUGAGAUUUUUUUCAGUUAAGGAGAUGGGUAUUUGCUUCUUUUAUUAGCUCCUUUUCUUGUUACAUCUGUUCCUUUUUACUCUUUUUCAUAUUUAACUUGUGGGAGAGCUCUCGAAUAUCAUUGAGAUGAGAUAUGAUAUAUUGAAGUGAUUGCUGUGUACAGUGGAUGGUGGAAGCUCACUGUCCUUUGGUGUGUUCAUCAAUAAGACAAAAGGAAUGUAAAUGGUGAUGAGAGUUUCAGAGACACUUGUAUUUUUUCACUGUCGAGAAUAUUUGAUUUAUAGUAGAAAUGCAAUACAAUUGCUCCCAA
Messenger RNA from Macadamia integrifolia, 1834 nucleotides. RefSeq names its product ubiquitin carboxyl-terminal hydrolase 4-like. The transcript is spliced from 7 exons. Gene Ontology annotation, cellular component: nucleus; cytosol; ribosome. NCBI's taxonomy places the organism in Eukaryota, Viridiplantae, Streptophyta, Magnoliopsida, Proteales, Proteaceae. Gene Ontology annotation, molecular function: cysteine-type endopeptidase activity; cysteine-type deubiquitinase activity; structural constituent of ribosome. Gene Ontology annotation, biological process: translation; protein deubiquitination. Bases 1 to 1506 code for a protein of 501 amino acids. The record is from RefSeq and is a predicted model, not a curated record.